UCCAAUUAAUGCUGCAUGUUUUUGGGAUGCGGGAGGAAACCGGAGUGCAGGGAGAAAACCCGCGCAGGCACGGGGUGAACAUGCAAACUCCACACAAGCGGGGCCGGGAUUUAAUACGGGACCUCAGAAUUGAUUAAUUUAGAAAAAAAAAUUGUCCGCAAGACAUUUCAGUUUCUUCCUGUUUCCAAUUACUCAAAGUGUUGAACCAGUACUUCUAACUUUAUAUUUUUACAUAUAUCGGAGGCCUGCCUCCUCUGAUAAGGGUGCUUUCAUAGAAGUUAUUUUUAUGCAAGAAUUACAACAUAUGUGUGAAUGUUUUUUUUUUGCUUGCGGAACACAUCUGUUCCACUGUAUGGAUUUUAUGGAGACAAUGCUGCUGAUUUGGAGAGGCGAGCUUGCAAAGAUUCACUUAUCACUGGCGACGUGCCGUCUCAUCGUGUUUUUUUUUUUUUUUUUAACACAAAUGACGUUCCGAAGAAGAAGAACGUUACGACAAUGUCGUGAAAACGCCGUCAUCCACAACGCCAAGCUAAAAACAAGCUUCAGUUGUUCGACUAUGUCAAUUUUUCCCCCCACUGUACGUUUACACUUUUAAAUGCCAGCUCUCAACACAAGGGAGCGGUUGGAAUGGAAGCUAUGGAAGAUGACGGCUCGGACGUCAAAGAUGACCACAAUCACAACUAUUGUGCGAGCAGAAGCGCUCAGGUCCAGUCUUCUACUAGCAGCCCCCUCUCCAAUGUAACAAGGCUCCAUCAGCCCGUCUGUUCGGCGGUCCCGGCAGUGGAAGGAGGGUCUGGUCGGGGGAGUUUGCUGUGUCACAGCGCACCGGUUUCAAAGUUCAUGGACUCGGACUCAGGCAGCGAGUGCGGCGAGACCGAAUGCGCGAGCCCGGCGGCCGGCUCUGCCCAAGACAAAUUCACUCUGGAGUCGACUUCCAAGUUGCUUCUCAAUGCAAUCGCCGUGGAAGAGUACCGGAACAACCACUGGCCAAGCCUGGAGAAGGCCAUAGAGCGCCUGCUAAUACAGAAUCCCACAGACCACAUCUCUGUUUCAUAUGCUCAGAUAUACAGUUGCGUCUACAAGUGUGUUUGCCAACAACACUCCGAGCUACUCUACAAUGACCUGAAAUCCAAAAUAGCAAAUCAUCUCCAACGGGUAUCCACAGAUCUGCAUGCCGUCCCACUUGAAAACCUGAUAGAAAGCUUCAACACCGCCUUGACACGAUACAUAACAUCUCUUCAGUGUAUUGUUCCAGUAUUUAUGUAUUUGAACAAGUUCUACAUCGAGUCGAAGCUGAACCGUGACCUGAAACAGGAUCUGAUGAACCUGUUUGCUGAUCAUGUUGCGGACAAAUAUGUCGACACACUCAUGCCUCUUCUCAUUAAAGCUCACGCGGUGCCCUUCGAAGUACAGCCGUCGACCAUGGCCAGUGUGGUUAAAGGCCUUCACAGCCUCCGACCAGAGUGGGCCCAGUUGGCACCUGCUCUCUUCUCUAACUUUAUUCCUCAAAUCAACCCCCCCGCUAUGGAGUCUCUGCUACUGGACUACGCUGCUCAUGACCAGGAGCUCCAGAUGGAGCUUUCCAUGAACGGCUUUCCACGAGGUGAUCAGUCUCGCAAGCGGGCCAACGAUGACUCUUGAGUGGACGGUGCGCAUCAGCAUUUAUAUGGCCCCAUGUCUUCGCUGUUCUAAGUGAAAGGCACAGACGCUGAAUAGGUCGGGACUUGCCAGCUUCUGAGGCAGCAUCACAGGACUAACCGAACAGAAUCGGGACUGAGGCUGUGUAAAAGGAAUGGCGGUAUGUCGGGGCCAGCGUGUCACUCAAUUCUUUCGCGUUAGACCAGAGGCUGCGGUGGACGAUGUCCUGUUGUCGAGUAAACAUGCAGAUAUUUCUUGGUUGGAUGGGUUGUGAAAGGAUGCUCAUUAAUGCCGGCCAGCUCUACUGUUACUGCGUCACACUGGGUGAAAGGGGGCUUAUGUCAGUCAGUAUGUCACAGGUAAAUGUAAAGCGAUCACUCUGGUGUUAGCGGCCAUAUCUAUGUUUUCUGUCUUUGGCGGAGUGCUUUCACGGUGUCUAUUGUGAUAAAAUUUCAAACAGAUGCGAGGCUGAUAAUGCUAUAUUGCAUUCCUAACAUUUCUCAUUAAAAUUUCUUGCAAAACAGUGGAUUAACAAAGACUUGCGCUGCUAAUUACCCACACAGUAUGUUUGUAUACCAAUCCCUUGAUAUCACUAUUUGCGACCGAAGUGAGCAGUUUCAACAUGAGAGUGUAUCGAGAAAUUGGAACUAAACUGUGAUUGUCCAUCUAUAUUGAUGCCUUUAUUGUGUUGGGAAAUGGAAAUGUGUUGCCACUGAUACCAAAGACGAUUUGCAGUACAGCACUUAGUAUUGAUUUGGUAUGUAUUCAAGCUAACAUUAUUACUUAUGCAUGUUUACUUGUCUUCUAUAUUUAUUUUUUGAUACUAACAAUUUUAGGGUUCUUGUUUUUGAAAUCAGAACUUGAUUGUGUGUUGCAGCCUUGCUUGUAGGACUUUUGAGUCAGAGUGCCAUAAAGCCCAUUUCUGCCUUGUUCCUGAUGUGUAAAUGUAUCAAGUCUGAAUCUUCAUACAACAAAUAUGCAAAUUUUAUAAUGCGCAGGUCUACAUGAAAGGUUUAAUACAAAGCUUCAUGUUUGUACAUUAACAUUCACUAAGCUAUUUGUCAAAGGCAUUUUCGUGUAAUUAUUCACUUGGCUUUGUGUCUUUUACACUGUUUUAAGUGUAAUCUAGAAUCUGAGGCCUGGUUUUUGUUUUGAUCUUUGUCCUAAGAAUGGAUGUCACUGUCACUCAGCUAAAGAUUUUAAUUACUGAUGGCACACAGCUUUUUAUUUACCAACAAAAUGAUUUAGUAAAAAUGUCAUCAUA
Messenger RNA from Syngnathoides biaculeatus (alligator pipefish), 2902 nucleotides. It is a transcript of the gene cacul1, whose product is annotated as CDK2 associated cullin domain 1. Bases 628 to 1641 code for a protein of 337 amino acids. Lineage: Eukaryota; Metazoa; Chordata; Actinopteri; Syngnathiformes; Syngnathidae. Gene Ontology annotation, molecular function: ubiquitin protein ligase binding. The transcript has 8 exons. The record is from RefSeq and is a predicted model, not a curated record. Gene Ontology annotation, biological process: ubiquitin-dependent protein catabolic process.